Arabidopsis lyrata subsp. lyrata is the source of this 1310-nucleotide messenger RNA. RefSeq lists its product as uncharacterized. The record is from RefSeq and is a predicted model, not a curated record. The transcript has 10 exons. Gene Ontology annotation, molecular function: oxidoreductase activity, acting on paired donors, with incorporation or reduction of molecular oxygen; L-ascorbic acid binding; iron ion binding. Bases 312 to 1085 code for a protein of 257 amino acids. Lineage: Eukaryota; Viridiplantae; Streptophyta; Magnoliopsida; Brassicales; Brassicaceae.
UAACUAGGUCCAGUAAAACUAACCUUCCUUGUUUUUCAGUUUACUUUGCUGAUGUGUGUGGAUCAACUCUAGACUCUCACCAUGGAUUUGUUGCUGAAUGUGGUCCAUCUAGGGAUGUAGACUUAGGCUUUCAUGUGGAUGAUUCAGAAGUAACAUUGAAUGUUUCUCUGGGUAAACAAUCUGUGGGAGGGGAAUUAUAUUUCCAAGGCGCAAGUUACAAUAACAUUGGGAAAAGAUAUGAUGCAAAGUCAGAGGUUGCCGUUUUUGCUCCUUCACGGUCAUCACCCUAUGUUACCAUAACACUAAAGACCAUGUUUGAGCCACUUUACAGGGAGUUGUAUACAUUUGACCCCACAUUCUUUUUCACCCCCUCUUUCCUGAAGGCCAUCAAUGGAGACACAGUGGAAAGCUUUGGAAGUGUAGUUUCUGUAUCGUCUCCAGGAAUAUUUGUCUCUGAAAUGCUUCAGCCUAAAUUCUAUGAGAUGAUGCUAUCAAAGGUUGAUAAGUUCGGAGAGUGGGUUAAUGUGGCAAAGAUCCAGAUCACGAAACCAAACACCAUGAGGAAAUACGGUACCUUGCUUGACAACUUUGGACUGGAUAGCAUGCUUGAAAAUAUCAUGGAGGGUUUUGUCUUUCCUGUUUCCAAAGUGUUCCCGGAAGUGUGUGGAUCAAAGUCUGACUCUCAGAAUGGAUUUGUUGUUGAAUAUGGCACAGAUAGGGAUAUUGACUUAGGCUUUCAUGUGGAUGAUUCAGAACUAACAUCGAAUGUGUCUUUGAGUAAACAUUUUGAGGGAGAGGAAUUAUAUUUCAGAGGCACACGAUGCAAGAAACAUGAUGUGAAUACAGAUACAAAGCCAGAGCAGGAAAUGUUUGGUGACUCUCACACACCGGAUCAGGCUGUACUACGCCAUGGUGAUAGAGCAACAACAUCUGGUCAUGGGGUCGAUAUGAUUCUUUGGUCCAGAAGAGAUGCAAUCAUAUCAGAAGGAAUUCUCAAGCUGAUGCGGUCAAAGCUUCUGAGAAAAGAAAUAAAAGCAAAGCCAGACUCUUGUUGCCAGAAGAAAGAGGGUGAAGCUCAAGCUUGAUGAAACAAUACCCGUAGCUUACACCAAUAGCAAUCAAUCGGUCAAGCCCUGAAAGUAUUACUAUUCUGCUUUGACACUUUACUUGAAAAAAAAACUGAGUAUUUUGGGGCUCUUUGUGUUCUGAAACUUCUUGUCUCUCACGUUACUAUGUACAUGAAUUUUUUACCUGCACAAGGAACAAGGUUAUAGUAUAGUAUUGAUCUCAAGAAGUCGUAGAAUUUUACU